AUGACAUCGAAUGACAACAGAAAAAUUCCUUAUCAAUCCGUGGGUAAAGCGACACCAACCAAGUCGAUAUUCUUUUAUCUAACUGUAAUUGUCUUGCCAAUUAUUGUUUCUUUUAUUUUUUAUGUAGACUACUAUAGAAUCUACGAUGUGGAAGAAGAUUUGGACACGGUAAGAUGCAUUAAACUUUUUAAAUAAAAUAAUUACGAAAACUUUUCACAUUUCAGAUGGGUAUCAUCAAGCAUUGGGGCUACCAAGGCGAAGAGCAUAUCGCCAAAACGAAAGAUGGAUGGUCCCUCAAAAUCCAUCGGAUCCCACGAGGUAAAAACGAAGUCAACGACAAGCCAAAGAGACCAGUAAUCAUCCUUCAACAUGGCAUUGAAUGUUCCAGUGAUAACUGGAUUCUCAAUCUUCCACAUCAAAGUCCUGGGUUCGUCUUUGCCGACGCGGGCUUCGAUGUUUGGAUGGCAAAUUCAAGAGGCAAUAUUUACACCAGUCAUGCAAAUUACAGUCGGCACAACUCGGAGUUCUGGCAUUAUACGUACGGCAAAGGCUACUGAUUAAGUCUGAUUACAGAAGCGACGACAUGCAAAGAUACGAUCUGCCGGCUUUAUUUGAUCUGAUUGCAAAUAUCACUGGCCAAUCUCAAUUUUACUAUGUUGGCCAUAGCCAGGGUACCUACAUCAUGUUUACCAAGCUCUCUGAUGAUCCCUCCUUCUCCCACCGCGUGAAGAAAUUCUUUGCCUUAGGGCCUGGAGUUCGCUUUCAAAAUAUCCAAGGACCAUUUAAGUUUGUCUGCGACUCAUCAGAGGCUCCAAUUUUAUCGCGGUUUUGGGAUUGGACAGCUUAUACCGAAUUUGGAUUAGGUCUUUUGGGUCAGCACAUUGUCAAAUUUCUGACUCGUUGGACUUGCGCGACAUCUGCACAGAAAAGUUAUUGUUCAAAUAUUUUUUAUUGGUUUUCUGGAUCAAGCUCGACGCUAAAUGAGAGUCGAAUCGCAGUGUAUACGAAUCAUAUUCCAACGGGGAUUUCCACGGCAACUAUUCAGAAGUAUUGUCAAACUAUAGAUCCGGUAACCGGCGGAUUCAAAUUCUAUAAAUUCCCGACAAGAGAAGAGAAUUUGGAGAAAUAUGGACAGGUAAAUUAACAAAGGAACUUGAAAGAAAUAAGAUAAUGACUAUUCCUUUCAGGAAGAUGCCCCUUAUUACAAUUUGACAAAGAUGGAUGUACCUCUUUACCUGUACAGCUGUCCCAAUGACAUCUUAACAACUGAACAACAGCUUGACGAAGCGAUCAUUCCGAAUCUCAAGAAAGGAAUCCUCAAAGAGGAUAACCGAUACCAUGGGUUCUCUCAUAUGGACUUAUUAUGGGGUCUAAACGCAACCGAGAUGGUCUUCGAAAAGAUCAUAAAGGUUAUUAAUGCUGAUUACAAUUAG
Molecule: messenger RNA, 1433 nt
Organism: Bursaphelenchus xylophilus (pine wood nematode)
Lineage: Eukaryota; Metazoa; Nematoda; Chromadorea; Rhabditida; Aphelenchoididae
Source: the annotation of a GenBank genome assembly